Molecule: messenger RNA, 853 nt
Organism: Alternaria alternata
Lineage: Eukaryota; Fungi; Ascomycota; Dothideomycetes; Pleosporales; Pleosporaceae
Product: Cu,Zn superoxide dismutase-like protein
Exons: 5
Coding region: 59-793 (244 amino acids)
Biological process (GO): removal of superoxide radicals
Cellular component (GO): cytoplasm
Molecular function (GO): superoxide dismutase copper chaperone activity; copper ion binding
Source: RefSeq, a predicted model, not a curated record
UUUCUACCAAUAGCACAAAGCUUUAAGCAGGAUUACAGCUAACUUUACACCUUUCAAGAUGACUGUUCCGUCGUUUGAAACCAUCUUCGCGGUGCCGAUGACCUGCCAGUCAUGCAUCAACGACAUUGAAGGUUCUCUGCAGCAGUUGGGUGGUAUCAACAAAGUCACUGCCAACCUCAAAGAUCAACUAGUAUCUAUCGAGGGUACAGCAGCACCAUCGGCAAUCGUUGAAGCUAUUCAAGCUACUGGUCGUGAUGCAAUUCUAAGAGGAUCUGGAAGAUCAGACAGCGCCGCAGUUUGCAUUCUAGAAUCGCAUGCACCGCAUGUAGAGAACAAGGUUCGAGGGCUUGUGCGCAUGGUGGAAGUGGCUCCAAGUAUGACCAUCAUUGACCUGAGUAUACGAGGAUUGUCGCCUGGAACAUACCAUGCAACUAUCCGCGAAUCUGGCAACAUAUCCGACGGACCUGAAUCUACCGGCGCCAUCUGGGAACAUCACAAAGCCAAACAGGAGGGCAAGCCGUGUCGAGGCGUCUUUGGAACCGUUCAGGUAGGGAAGGGUGGAGUCGGAUCUGUGUUCCUGGAUAAGCCCAUCCACAUCUGGGAGAUGAUCGGACGCAGCAUCGUAGUUGCAAAGGAGCAAGACGGCAAGUUUGAUAAGAACGAUCCGGAUACGCUAGUGGGUGUCAUUGCACGUAGCGCUGGUGUUUGGGACAACGACAAGACGGUAUGUUCGUGUUCCGGAAAGACGGUCUGGCAGGAGAGAGAGGAGCAGCGCGACCGUGGGAUGCUAUGAGCUCAAGACAGACCAAGAUAGCCCAAGAAGUCCACAAGUGCCGUCGAAAUGCCGUGUUGG